ACCAGUUCUGGGCUGUGAAGUUUCAAAAGCUACCAUGGCUCGACCUAUGAGGUACCUUGUUUGUGUUUUCCUCAUCCUUAUGGUAGUCUUGGCUGAAGCAGCUCCUGGAAAUGGUAAUGGACGACGAGGGAAUGGGAAUGGAAAUAACAAUGGCAAUGGACAAAAUAAUGGGGACGGGAAUAACAGUGUGAAAAAAAAGAGUGUUAUAGUGAAAGCAAAGUGCAAAGGGAGUGGGUAUCCAGCCUGCUACAAUCAGCAGUUCAAAUGCCCUGUGAAUUGUCCCACCUCCUGUGUGGUUGACUGCGUAUCCUGCAAACCCAUUUGCAGUUGUGAUAUUCCGGGAGCUGUGUGCCAAGACCCCAGAUUCAUAGGCGGAGAUGGCAUCACCUUCUACUUCCACGGCAAGAAAGAUCGCGACUUCUGCCUUGUUUCUGACUCCAAUCUCCACAUCAAUGCCCAUUUCGUUGGCCGGCGGAAUCCGACUUUACACAGGGACUUCACCUGGGUCCAGGCCAUUGGAGUUCUCUUUGACACCCAUCAAAUCUACGUUGGUGCCUUGAAGACCUCGACAUGGGACGAUUCCGUUGAUCGUCUCGCCCUUGUCUUCAAUGGCGAACCCAUCAUCCUUCCAGAAGUUGAAGGGGUAAAGUGGCAGCCCAAAGUGGCACCGAGUGUUUCUGUCACUAGAACCAGAAGCGCCAACGCCGUCACGGUUGAAGUGGAAAGGAACUUCAAAAUCACAGCAACUGUGGUUCCUAUCACCCAAGAAGAAUCUCGAGUUCACAACUAUGGUAUUACCAGUGAGGAUUGCUUUGCUCAUCUCGAGCUUGGCUUCAAAUUCUACUCUCUGAGUGAUGACGUUAAUGGCGUGUUGGGUCAGACAUACAGGAGUAACUACACUAACAGGGUAAAGAUAUCAAGCGUAAUGCCUGUUAUAGGUGGUGUACGUGAAUUCUCUUCGUCCAGUCUCUUCUCCACUGAUUGCCCCGUCGCUCGCUUCCGGCGAGGGCAGCUGCCUAUUCUGGUUGCUGCUUCUGAAUACCCAGAUAUGGAGUGUGGAAGCGGCAUAAGUGGUCGAGGAAUUGUCUGCAAGAAGUAGAGAAAUUGUAUGUGUAUGUGCUAAUUAAGUGAAACCCAUGUGUCUGUGUAUGUUUACUUGUGACUUCUGUGUUCAUGUAUCAUGUAUGCUCCGAGCGUAUCUCUGUUGGCUCGGUACGUUCUGAUGGAAUAACUGAGAACAGUUCAAGUGAAAUAAAGAUUUACUGUUAAUUAA
This is a messenger RNA of Nelumbo nucifera (sacred lotus), 1273 nucleotides long. RefSeq lists its product as uncharacterized. The record is from RefSeq and is a predicted model, not a curated record. Lineage: Eukaryota; Viridiplantae; Streptophyta; Magnoliopsida; Proteales; Nelumbonaceae.